GCAAUUCUAGCGCAUCGUCGCCGUUAAGUUCCGUGUGAAAGUUAAACCCUCUUGAAGCAGAAUGACUGGUCGCGGUAAGGGAGGCAAGGGUCUCGGAAAGGGAGGAGCCAAGCGUCAUCGUAAGGUGUUGCGCGAUAACAUCCAGGGUAUUACGAAGCCCGCCAUCCGUCGUCUGGCUCGCCGUGGUGGAGUGAAGCGUAUUUCCGGACUGAUCUACGAGGAAACCCGUGGCGUGCUGAAGGUAUUCCUGGAGAACGUGAUCCGCGAUGCCGUCACCUACACCGAGCACGCCAAGCGCAAGACCGUUACGGCGAUGGAUGUGGUGUACGCACUGAAGCGCCAGGGCCGUACGCUGUACGGUUUUGGAGGUUAAGCGCACACUGCCCUCUCGACCAGUUUGGACACACGGACGGUUUACCCCGAACGAACAUCAUGGAUUAUUUCGUCUGAAACAAA
Anopheles moucheti is the source of this 456-nucleotide messenger RNA. Its product is annotated as histone H4. Gene Ontology annotation, biological process: nucleosome assembly. Gene Ontology annotation, molecular function: structural constituent of chromatin; DNA binding; protein heterodimerization activity. Gene Ontology annotation, cellular component: nucleosome. The record is from RefSeq and is a predicted model, not a curated record. The transcript has a single exon. The coding region runs from base 62 to 373 and encodes 103 amino acids. NCBI's taxonomy places the organism in Eukaryota, Metazoa, Arthropoda, Insecta, Diptera, Culicidae.